Molecule: messenger RNA, 1347 nt
Organism: Notolabrus celidotus (New Zealand spotty)
Lineage: Eukaryota; Metazoa; Chordata; Actinopteri; Labriformes; Labridae
Exons: 13
Coding region: 131-1330 (399 amino acids)
Source: RefSeq, a predicted model, not a curated record
CGCUAUUGCGGUUUAACGGCUUACUGAGAUGUGAACCUGAAGCGCGAGAAGAGGAGAGAGCGCUGUAUGGGAACGAGGUACAGUGGAUUCCACCAGAGAGGCACAUCGUGGUUAAUUACGUGUCAACAGCAUGGAUUUAAGCCAAUCAGACAGAUCAGCCUUGAACACAAAACAGUUUGCAGUUGUGAUCUUCCUCAAAACAAACACAGUGGAUGUUGUGCCAACCAGCUGGAUUCAGACUAUAAACAAGGCUGUGUAUUGCUACUGGCCAAAACCAGAAAACAAUGUGACCAAGAAGAUCAAGAAGAGAGAAAUCCCGGACCAAGAACGAUGGACCAAGGAUAAAAUCAAGAUUUUGAAACUCACAGACACGUACACAAAGGCCAGAGCAAAGGUCAACGAAGCAUUAGUCACGUCAAAUUUAGAGAGUGACCAGGAGGAGGAAAUUUCCCGCAGGAAGAUUGUUGCACCUGUGCGGUACCAAGAUUCUGAUACCGAAAUAGAUCAACCUGUAGCCAAACGAGUGAAAAGAACUAUCUCAGUGCCACAGAUGCCGACAAUGCCUUCCUUCAACCCAUCACUGGAUUUAUUUUCAGCCGGAGAUGACGAGAAUAGUUCAACUUAUCCCACAGGAACCAGCAGUUUCAAUGCGCUGCAGAGCAGUGGCCAAGGUCCCUCCCUCACCAGCACUCCAAUUGUAGGUCCCUCCCCCAUCAGCACUUCAAAAACAACUCCAAGCGAUCAAAAUGAUUCCUGCAUACCACCGUAUGUGAGUUCCAUCUUUAUGAGGCUGGACAAGAUUGAAGAUUCUCUUGCUACCAUAAAGACCAUUUUAAUGAAAGAUGGGAGGUCUGCUGACCCUGAGAUUGAAGAGCUCACCAGUCCACUAAAGACUGCAGCAGCACUUGAAGCAGUUUGUGACAAACUAAAUGAUGCAGCUCACAGGAAGAAAGUGGUCGAUUACCUGUCUCUGCUUGGAGGUACAACACCCGGUGACUCGGUCAGACGAAUUAUGAGGAGGAUUGGAACCAAUGCCCUUUGGGCAAACUACAGUUUGAAGGGCCGCAAGGGGAAAAGAAAAUUCCAGGACCUGGCGAUAUAUCCAGUCAUAGUCAAGGCCUGCCAGAAGAACCAUUCCAAGACCCUGCAGAAGACAAUCGAAAGCUGCAUAUCAGAUACCCUUAGAUAUGCUCCCCACAGAAGGACUCAGGUGGAUGAUGCAAGUGGACCAUCCAUGACUGAGGACAAUAAUGCAGGGGGACUGAUUACUGAAAAUGAAGCAGAACUUGAUGGGAGCAGAACUCCCACACUUUAUUCAGACUCAGAAUAAAUUAAGAUUGUUUUUUC